CUGCGUGCUGGGGACACACACGGCUUGGGGUCUGCAUACACACGCGUGUAUCCAUGGCAAAGCAGCCUCGUCUGGGGCACGCGGAGCCGGAGCAGAUGGCCGGGGUCACAGCAGCACGGAUCAGUCCCAUCCUGUCACACACAGCCUGAUGGGGACGUGGGUUGGGGAGCUGGAACAGCGCCAGCUGCUCCUGGCCACCACGCGCCGAGGCUGGCACCAGUGCCCGGAGCAUCUCCCCCAUCUUGUUUUCCAUGCCAUGACUUGCCAAAAUUUGGAGCGCGGCCACGUCUCAGCCCCCACACCCAGGAAGUCCCUGGGGCUGGAUUCAACAUCAUUAAGUGCUUACAGAAGAUAAUGACCCCUUUGCGGAGGGCGGGCGGGAGGUGUGGCGCGGCGCUGUGGGAACCUGUAGAUCAUGUCUGGAUGAAGCCUCUCGCAAUGCCCCGGCUGCCCUCGGCCACCCCUGCUGGGAAGCACCGGGACACCUGGUGCUGGCCGAGCGGCACCGCACGCAUCCUGUGCCCCCUGCCAGCCUUCCCCCGCUGCCACCGCCGGCCAUGGCUGCCCAGAGAGUGGCCGUCAUCGGUGCCGGCGCCUCCGGCCUGUGCGCCCUGAAAUGCUGCCUGGAUGAGGGGCUGGAGCCCACCUGCUUCGAGAGGAGCGGGGACAUCGGGGGGCUGUGGCGCUUCGAGGAGCAGCCCGAGGAGGGCCGCGCCAGCAUCUACCGCUCCGUCAUCAUCAACACCUCCAAGGAGAUGAUGUGCUUCAGCGACUUCCCCAUCCCCGACGACUUCCCCAACUACAUGCACCACUCCAAGAUCAUGGAGUACUUCCGCAUGUACGCCCGGCGCUUCGACCUGCUGCGGCACAUCCACUUCAGGACCAGCGUGUGCCGCGUGUCCAAGCGCCCCGACUUCGCCACCACGGGCCGCUGGGAGGUGGUGACCGAGAGCGAGGGCAAGCAGGAGUCGGCCGUCUUCGACGCCGUGCUGGUGUGCACCGGGCACCACACCGACGCGCACCUCCCGCUGCACACCUUCCCCGGGCUGGAGAGUUUUGAGGGCUGGUACUUGCACAGCCGGGACUACAAGAGCCCAUGGGCCUUCACGGGGAAGCAGGUCGUCGUGGUCGGCACUGGGAAUUCGGGCAUCGAUAUCGCGGUGGAGCUGAGCCACACAGCCAAGCAGGUCUUCCUCAGCACCAAGCGCGGGGCCUGGGUGAUGCACCGGGUGGCGGAAGGUGGGUACCCCUUCGACUUCUCCUACCUCAGCCGCUUCAUCCAGCUCCUCCAGAGCCUGCUGCCCCUCUCUGUGAGCAACUUUGUGCUAGAGAGGAAGCUCAACGCCCGCUUUGACCAUGCGCUCUACGGUCUGCAGCCCCAGCACCGGGUCCUCAGUCAGCACGCGACCAUCAACGACGACCUGCCCAACCGCAUCAUUUCGGGCAGGGUGCGGGUGAAGCCAAUCAUUCAGGAGUUCACGGAGACAUCUGCCAUCUUUGAGGAUGGCACCAGGGAAGACAUUGAUGCCGUGGUCUUUGCCACGGGGUACAGCUUCUCCUUCCCCUUCCUCGAGGACUGUGUGAAGGUGGUGGAGAACCAGGCCUCUCUCUACAAAUUCAUGUUCCCUGUUGACCUGGAGAAACCGACGCUGGCUUUCAUCGGCUUCAUCCAGCCCCUGGGAGCCAUCAUGCCCAUCUCAGAGCUCCAGUGUCGCUGGGCCACCCACAUCUUCAAGGGGCUGCAGGAGCUGCCUCCAACCAGCACCAUGCUGGCUGACAUUGCACAAACCAAGGAGAAGAUGGCCAAGCGGUACGUGGCGAGCCGGCGGCACACCAUCCAGGUGGAUUACAUCCCCUACAUGGACGAGCUCGCCUGCCAGCUGGGCGUCAAGCCCAACCUGCCCCUGCUCUUCCUCACCGACCCCCCGCUGGCGCUGGAGGUGCUGCUGGGGCCCUGCACGCCCUACCAGUACCGCCUGCGGGGCCCGGGAGCGUGGCAGGGCGCCCGCACGGCCAUCCUGACCCAGCGGCAGCGCGUCGUCCAGCCCCUGCGCGGCGCGGCCGGGCGCAAGGUGCCGCGCUCCAGCUUGGUGCCGCACGUCCUCAAGGUGUUCUUCAGCGUCGGUUUGAUUGCAGCCACGCUCGCCUAUGUCUUGCUCUCCCCUUAACCCGAAAUAAAGGGGAUCGCGGGUCCUGCUGGCCACCUUA
Cygnus olor (mute swan) is the source of this 2208-nucleotide messenger RNA. Its product is annotated as flavin-containing monooxygenase 5-like. The record is from RefSeq and is a predicted model, not a curated record. The transcript has 8 exons. The coding region runs from base 558 to 2168 and encodes 536 amino acids. Lineage: Eukaryota; Metazoa; Chordata; Aves; Anseriformes; Anatidae. Gene Ontology annotation, molecular function: N,N-dimethylaniline monooxygenase activity; NADP binding; flavin adenine dinucleotide binding.